AUGGCAGGGCCCGGAGGAGGCCCACCAAGGAAGAGCCACACCAAAUCCCGCAAGGGCUGUCGGACGUGUAAGAAACGCCAUAUACGCUGCGACGAGAACUUCCCACAAUGUCGCAAUUGCACGAAACACAAUUGCAGAUGUGACUACAUGGACAUGCCAGCCGCUGGAGAAGAGCCUCUCAAAGGCUCGAAACCUCCAGACCUCCUCAUGUCUCCUGAGCUUCAGCAUCGUCUGGACAACUGGCGCAUUACUGGAGAGCCCCCGUUGCCAGAACUCCGCAUGCAUGACACGGUAUACUGGACUCGUUUCUCGACCAUCGAUUUGAGAUUGAUCCACCACAUGGUGACCCUGUCUUCAGAUAUGAAUAACAGAGGGUACAGCUCUUGUACGGCAUGGGGCUUGAAGAUGACUUCACUCAUCAAUGCUGCAUUGUCUCAUGAUUUUGUGAUGAGUGCAUUACUCGCCCUCUCCGCUUCGCACUUGGCUUGGCAAACAAAAAAUGUCGAUACGGAGAACCUUGCCUAUCACCAUCGAGGGGUAGCCUUGAAAGGUUUACAUGAGGCUAUUGGAGCCUUCUCGAGGGAUAACUCCGAGGCGAUACUGGCAGCCUCGAUGCUCCUGUCCUGGCAGGCCACGGAAUGGCGCAGUUGGGCUUCCCUUCAGCAAGGCGUCUCGACAGUGAUGAACGCAAUGCGACCGUGGGUGCAUGAGUCUGAAUUGGCUCGGUUUUUGGACCAUCAACGUUCGAUCGCACGAGCUAGAACUCCUGCGACACCAACCCUACCACAUGCGCAAUUAUCAAUUCCUCAUGAUGACCUUCGAAGGGUGGAGCAAAUCACUACAGCCCUUCACAACCUCCAAUUACGACUUCCCCCUAGUGAGGAACUUGCUGAGCACGCGAGACGCCUACUUGAUUAUCUCCAGGAGCUGCAAAGAGAUGUCCAAAUGCAAGCACCCGAACAAAAUUUCCCUCGGCUGCAGCCUCUGAGAGAUUUGAUCUUUUGGCUACCCUCGUCGAUACUAAGAACGGGAGAGUCUGACCUGGCAGCCUUGACCCUGCUAGCACACCUCUAUGCAAGUGCUCUAGCCGUGGAACCGCUAUUCCCAGAAAUUGGUGGAGCUUACCUUGGAAGCAUGUCUGUGCUACCUCUUGAACGUGUGCACGAGAUAUUGAUGGCGAGGAGAUCCACUCAGCCACAAGAUGCAAGUGUUCAGGUAGCUCUAUCACUGAUAGAUGUGCCGGUCCAGAUUAUGACGGCUUAUCGGUUGCGGCAGCGACAGAACAGUCAAAGUUCUCAAAGCCUGGACGCGUAUCGACAGUCACCUCAAGGAAGUCCGAACGGAUAUCUCAUCGCAGUCCAUGUAUUCCAAUUCUUCAAUGCAUGGAUCCAACAGCCUUCCGCUUCCGGGUUCGUACUUUCCCAACAUAUCGAGUCCCGGGGACGCGCGGAGAGAGUCUGCAAUGUCAUCGAUUGGCUCCCUGGGACGAGCGCACUCUAUGGGCGAGCGACCAAGUGCAGGGGCUAUGGGGCUGGUGUAUGGUUCACCGCCACAGCACCAGCACAAUUCAAGAAGUAG
This is a messenger RNA of Exophiala aquamarina CBS 119918, 1578 nucleotides long. RefSeq lists its product as uncharacterized. The transcript has 5 exons. NCBI's taxonomy places the organism in Eukaryota, Fungi, Ascomycota, Eurotiomycetes, Chaetothyriales, Herpotrichiellaceae. The record is from RefSeq and is a predicted model, not a curated record. Gene Ontology annotation, biological process: regulation of transcription by RNA polymerase II. Gene Ontology annotation, molecular function: DNA-binding transcription factor activity, RNA polymerase II-specific; zinc ion binding. The coding region runs from base 1 to 1578 and encodes 525 amino acids.